GUCACCCAAUCCAGCAAAGAAGUGAAGACAAGGAAGUAGAGGAGGUGUCAGUAUUCUUGCACCUCUUUAUGUAGAAUGGAGUUUGCCGAACUGAUCAAGACCCCUCGUGUGGAUGGGGUGAUCCUCCACCGACCCUUCAUGCCCAAGGUGGAGGGUACUCUUUGUCUGACGGGACAUCACCUCAUCCUGUCCUCUCGCCAGGACAACACAGAGGAGCUCUGGCUGCUCCAUGCCAACAUUGACUCGACUGAGAAAAGGUUUGUCGGGUCACUUGGAACUAUUAUUGUGAAAUGCAAAGACCUGCGAGUGAUUCAGCUGGACAUACCUGGCAUGGAGGAGUGUCUCAACAUUGCCAGCUCAAUUGAGGCUCUGUCCACGCUUGACUCUGUCUCACUGAUGUAUCCGUUUUUCUACCGUCCUCUCUUUGAGGUCAUAGAGGAUGGAUGGCAGUUGUUCCUUCCAGAAGAGGUUUUCAAGGAUCUGGAGUCUAUGACAGAUGAAUGGAGACUAAGUGAGGUGAAUAAAGACUUCAGCGUGUGCCCCUCCUAUCCAUCCUUACUGACCGUGCCCAAAGACAUUGAUGAUGAAACCCUCUGCAAAGCUGCUUCCUUCCGCCACGGUGGCCGUUUUCCUGUGCUCAGUUACUAUCAUAAGAAAAACGGCAUGGUGAUGAUGCGAGCAGGGCAGCCACUUACUGGAACCAAUGGGCGUCGUUGCAAAGAGGAUGAAAAACUGAUCAAUGCCACACUUUGCGCAGGGAAGCGCGGUUACAUCAUCGACACACGGACAAUAGCUGUGGCACAACAGGCUAAAGCCCGCGGAGGUGGAUUUGAACAGGAAGCCAACUACCCACAGUGGAGGAGGAUCCAUAAAGCUAUUGAGAGGUCCAGUGUUCUUCAGGAGAGUCUGAUAAAGCUGGUGGAGGCCUGCAAUGAUCAGUCACACAGCAUGGACCGCUGGCUCAGCAAACUUGAGGCUUCCAACUGGCAAAGUCACGUUAAGGAAAUCCUCACUACUGCUUGCCUGGCUGCACAGUGUAUUGACCGGGAAGGGGCGUCGGUGCUGGUUCAUGGCACUGAGGGCACAGAUUCUACACUGCAGGUGACCUCUCUGGCCCAGAUCAUCCUCGAUCCUGAAUGCAGAACCAUCCGCGGCUUUGAGACUCUGAUUGAACGAGAGUGGUUGCAGGCUGGUCACCCCUUCCAGCAGCGUUGCGCUCAGUCUGCAUACUCAAACGGGAAGCUGCGGAGUGAAGCUCCAGUGUUCCUCCUCUUUCUGGACUGCGUGUGGCAAAUCCUGCGUCAGUUCCCCUGCUCCUUCCAGUUCAACGAGAAAUUCCUCAUCAUCCUCUUCGAACAUGCCUAUGCCUCACAGUUUGGCACUUUCCUUGGAAACCGUGUGGCUGAGAGGGUGAAGCUGCAGCUGUCUCAGAAGACUGUGUCUCUGUGGUCGUGGGUGAACAGACCUCAGGAGCUGGAGAGAUUUCACAACCCACUAUACGAGCCCAACAACCUUGUCAUCUGGCCGUCUGUGGCACCUCAGAGUCUUCUGCUGUGGGAGGGGGUAUUUCUUCGCUGGAAUCGCUCCACCAAGUGUUUGGAUGAGGCUUAUCAGGAGAUGGUCCAUAUUAUAGAGUACAACAAGGAGCUUCAGAACAAAGUGAACAGCCUCCGGAGGCAGCUGGCCGAGCUCGAGACCGAGGACAGCCCACUGCAGACACCGUAGGACAUGCCAACACAUCAUGCUGAGAGAUUUCAGCACUCCUGAUUUUUCGUGUCUGUUCUACUGAAAAGAGGCUGUCCCAUAGUGCACAUCGUGAAUGUACACACACACGCUCCUUUUCCUUAUCCUGCCCAUUUUUCCCUUUUCCUAUUCCAUUGCUCAACUUUAUUCACAUUAAUAAGUUACCUUAGCCUUCAACAGGCAUUAGUUAUGGAUUUUACUAUAUUGUCACUGUAUUCGCUUCUGUCUUAGUGUGUCAUUGUGGUUCAAUAUUUUCACUCAAACACUAUUCUAAAUCUGUGUACUCGUCCGUACUGACGUUGUUUUCUGUCAAGAUAUCACCCAGCUGAUUGGCUGAGAAGGUUGUGGUUCUGAUCUGGAUGUCAUCUCACUACGGUCUUUGUUUAGAAAUUGUGUGCUGCCGUUUACACGUUCUCAGAGAAAAGGGAUUACUCAUGUGCCAUAGUUUAUUUUAAGCCCUGCGCCAAAAAGUGCAAUAGAUAAUAUCCCUAUAAACCAAUAGCGCUUUUAAAAGGGAAUGAAUUUGGAAAUGACAGUGGCAUGAUAGAACAGCCCUCUGAGUCUUACAUAAUCGAACUAUUUCCAAAGAGAUCAUAUGAAUAAGAAACUGCAUAAUUAAUACUUGAUUGUUUAACACAUAAGAUCUUUUGUGCGCUGGUUAUAUUCAUAUUUGUAAAAGUAUUUAGAACGUUGUUAAUAAUUAUCAUUAAAAGUAUUGUUGUA
Triplophysa rosa is the source of this 2466-nucleotide messenger RNA. RefSeq names its product myotubularin related protein 9 (gene mtmr9). Bases 76 to 1725 code for a protein of 549 amino acids. The transcript has 11 exons. NCBI's taxonomy places the organism in Eukaryota, Metazoa, Chordata, Actinopteri, Cypriniformes, Nemacheilidae. The record is from RefSeq and is a predicted model, not a curated record. Gene Ontology annotation, biological process: negative regulation of autophagy.